AUGGCGCAACCAAAAUGGGUUCAGCCCGCUGGACAGACCCACGAGCCUGGCCUGAAAGUCUACAACUCACUCACCCGCUCCGAAGUCGAAUUCGUCCCCCUUGAAAAGGGCCACGUUACCUGGUACUCCUGCGGUCCCACCGUCUACGACGAUGCCCAUCUCGGCCACGCUAGAAAUUAUGUGACCAUAGACAUCAUACGAAGGAUCUUGUCCGAUUAUUUCGGCUUCAAGGUGCAUUUCGUGAUGAACAUCACAGAUGUGGAUGACAAGAUUAUUCUGAGAGGACGACAACGGCAUUUGUACGACGCAUACAAAGAGUCGCAUUACUUCAUAGACGAUGCGGUCAGGAAAGAUGCGCACGAUGCGUGGUUAUUCUACAUCAAGAAGAAUCUCAAGAGAAUAUCUACAACCCCGCCCCCGCCUCCAGCGCACUUUGACUCGGUCAUUCAGCAGACCUAUGGCGACAUACUGGAUGGUGGUAGCCUUGAGCCUGGUCAGAAACCUGGUGAUGCCGAAGCCAAGGUCAAGAUGCAUAUCAACACCUCUCGAUCAGCUGCCAAAGCCCUGUCGGAGGACCCCAAGAUGCUAACGCCUCUGGACUUCUAUCGGCUAAUGAACGACCCAAUGUGCUUAGUACUUGAUGAGAAGGGCAAGGCCAGCAUACGAGGUGACGACCACGCCGUGUUCACGAAACUCACUAAAGAAUACGAGGAGCGGUUCUUCAGAGACAUGGACGACCUAAAUGUGUUAAGGCCUGAUGAGUUGGUGCGGGUGACUGAGUACGGCGAUGAGAUUGCAAACUACGUCAAGCAGAUUGUUGACAACAAAUUCGCCUACAAAGCCGAUGAUGGCUCGGUAUAUUUCGACAUCAAGAACUUUGAGACCGCUGGCUAUUCCUAUGCGAGACUCAAACCGGAGUCGAGAGGCGACAAGGAGCUCCAAGAUGACGGAGAAGGAGCCUUGUCGAAGAGUAGCGGCGGGAAAAAGGCCGAUGCAGAUUUCGCGUUGUGGAAAGCCUCGAAAGCUGGGGAGCCGAGUUGGUCUAGUGAAUGGGGUCCUGGGCGACCUGGAUGGCACAUUGAGUGCUCAGCCAUGGCAUCGGCAAAGCUGGGUAGACAGAUGGACAUACACUCUGGUGGCAUCGAUCUCGCUUUCCCACAUCACGACAACGAGCUCGCACAGAGCGAAGCCUAUUUCCAUGCCGGCGUCGAAAACCAAUGGGUCAACUACUUCCUGCAUAUGGGCCAUUUGUCGAUCCAGGGAUCAAAGAUGUCCAAGUCACUAAAGAACUUUACCACAAUACACGAAGCGUUACGAGAGAAAAAGGAGUGGACGUCAAGAAGUCUUCGAAUUGUAUUCUUGUUGGGCGAAUGGCGGAAAGGGAUCGAAAUCACAGACGAUAUGGUAUUGGAAGGCAGAGGGUGGGAAGAUCGGGUCGAUAACUUCUUCCUGAAUGCCCUUGACAGUCUCGAAAAGACCUCCAGCACAUCUUCGGAGCCGUCAGUCAUGGCAAGUCCUCUAAAGACCGCCGAAACCAAGACACGGGAUGCACUUCUCCGCUCAUUCGCCACGAAGGAUGUGAUGUACGCCAUUUCCGAGCUCAUCACCAUCUACAACUCUGCCGACAAGUCAACCUUCACCCGCGGUGACCACCACGCCCCGGCUGCCUUCAUCACUCGAAUGGUCAAUACGUUCGGGCUCAAUGGAUCCGCUACCGCCUCAUCUAGCGCGCUCGGAUGGGAGGGCCUGUCGCUUCCCGAAGAAGUGCAGCUAUUUGUGCGACCACUAUCGAGUGUGCGGGACCAGUUGCGGCAAGCCGCCAUCGCCAAGACCAUCACGCCUGCCAGGGUCAAGGAGAUAGUAUCCAGUAUCGCGAUACCAGAAUCCACAUUCAGCAAUCGUCCUCAACGACCUUCACCAGCUCGUGCUCUGAGCGACUUCCGAGGCAGUGCUCUUGCCGCUUCAGACAAGGCAGCGACAGGUGAUGCUGACCUGAAUAAGGACAUCCUUGCCCUUUGCGACCGCAUUCGCGACUUUGACCUGUGGCACCUCAACAUCUAUCUUGAGGAUCAAGAUUCUGGCGUUGCCCGUGUGCGACCCGUCACAGAGGGUCUGCGUGCCGCGCGCCGUGAAAAAGAGGAUAAGGUACGCGUAAAGGAGGAGGCCAAGAAGAAGCGCGAUCAGGAAGCGAUGGACAAGCUCAUGAAGGGCAAGGUCCCGCCGCAAGAAAUGUUCCGGAGUCCGAACUCAGAGGACUUCACCGAGUGGGAUGGAGAUGGCGUGCCUACCAAGGGAAAGGACGGCGAAGCCCUGCCUCCGAGCAGAGUCAAGAAGCUGCGGAAGGAAUGGGCCGCGCAGGGUAAAGCACACGAGAAAUGGCUGCAGGCGCUCAACGAGGGUAUUGUGAAGCUGUGA
This is a messenger RNA of Cyphellophora europaea CBS 101466, 2415 nucleotides long. RefSeq names its product cysteine-tRNA ligase. Lineage: Eukaryota; Fungi; Ascomycota; Eurotiomycetes; Chaetothyriales; Cyphellophoraceae. Gene Ontology annotation, cellular component: cytoplasm. Gene Ontology annotation, molecular function: ATP binding; cysteine-tRNA ligase activity. The coding region runs from base 1 to 2415 and encodes 804 amino acids. The record is from RefSeq and is a predicted model, not a curated record. Gene Ontology annotation, biological process: cysteinyl-tRNA aminoacylation. The transcript has a single exon.